Trichosporon asahii var. asahii CBS 2479 is the source of this 681-nucleotide messenger RNA. RefSeq lists its product as uncharacterized. NCBI's taxonomy places the organism in Eukaryota, Fungi, Basidiomycota, Tremellomycetes, Trichosporonales, Trichosporonaceae. The transcript has a single exon. The coding region runs from base 1 to 681 and encodes 226 amino acids. The record is from RefSeq and is a predicted model, not a curated record.
AUGACGCUCCCCGUCGAGCAACUGGCGGUACGGCCGUAUGAGCGUAAGCUUAGUAAUGCUUGGUGGCAGCUGACCACAGUCCACACGCCAACAGGCAGCUCGGCAACGUAUCCCUCCACGCCGCAGUCGGCGUCAACUCUGCGCGCAACCUCGCCCUCAACCCCGCCCUCGCCGUCUCCUUCACCUUCGAACUUCCCGCUCCCUCCUCACGGCCAACCUCCCCCCGGCGCCGGCGCGCAAGCGACGCGCUCCUCAUUCCUCCUACACCUCAAGCGCAACAGCGCCGCCGAUCUCCUCGACUCCGUCGAGUGGGUGACGGAUACGUUCUCCUCGCUCCGCACACAGCUGCGGGACCGAGACGCCGAACUCGCUCUUACCCGGCACUACGUCGCAUACCUCGAGCGCGUAGUUGAGGAGCGCGAUGGGAGGAUUCGGGCCCUGGAGCAGCAGGCGAGGAGGGACGCAAGGACGAUUCAGAAGCAUCGAGAGGGACUGGGUAUUGCGUGGAGCGCGAUGAUGCCCCGUGAGGCGCAGAGGGGGUUCCAGCCUGGUGGCCGCGGAAAGGGCAGUGAUGGAGGGGACGGAGGUAACGGAGGGCAGAGAAGGCUGAAGGCGCAGAGGAGCUGGAACGGUCUGCUGGCGCGACACCGGGAGGCUGGGAAUGUGGGACAGGCGCUGUAA